AUGGGUGUCCCAGCUCUUUUCCGAUGGCUCUCCAAGAAGUACCCUCGCAUCGUAUCCUCGGUGCAGGAGGAAGACCCAAAGACCAUGCCCGGCCCAGAUGGAACCGAAGUCCCAGUACCGCUCGACACGUCGACCCCCAAUCCCAACGGCGAGGAGUUUGACUGUUUGUAUUUAGAUAUGAACGGUAUCGUACAUCCAUGUACACAUCCAGAGGGCAAACCAGCGCCCGAAACCGAGGAGGAGAUGAUGGUCGAGGUGUUCGCCUACACCGAACGGGUGGUCAACAUGGUGCGUCCGCGUCGUCUGCUCAUGAUGGCCAUCGAUGGUGUUGCGCCUCGUGCCAAGAUGAAUCAGCAGCGAUCGCGACGUUUCCGAGCCGCAAAGGAGGCGCGCGAGAAGCACGAGGAGAAGGAAGCAGCCCUCGCCGAGUGGAAAGCGAAGGGGCUGCCGGUCACCGAUGACGCGCUCGAAUCCAAGAAGGCCUGGGACUCGAACGCCAUCACGCCAGGUACGCCGUUCAUGGACCUCCUCGCGGCAUCAUUACGCUACUGGGUCGCGCAAAAGAUCAACACCGACCCAGGAUGGAAGGACGUCCAGGUGAUCAUCUCGGACGCCAGCGUGCCCGGUGAAGGAGAGCACAAGAUCAUGGAGCACAUCCGACGUCAACGCUCCCACCCGGAACACGAUCCCAACACCAAGCACGUCAUCUACGGUCUCGACGCCGAUCUCAUCAUGCUCUCGCUCGCCACGCACGAGCCGUACUUCAAGGUGCUCCGAGAAGACGUCUUUGCCAACGACAACAAGCCCAAGACGUGCAACCUGUGCGGUCAACCGGGUCACUUUGCCGCCAGCUGCACCGGCGCUGCCAAAAAGAAGUCCGGGGAGCACGACGAGAUCGCGCCCAUCCCAGAGAAGAAGCCCUUCAUUCUCUUGGAUGUCGCCACGCUGCGCGAGUACCUCGAGGUCGAACUCAACAUCCCGCAGCUGCCGUUCGCGUUCGAUCUCGAACGUGCGAUCGACGACUGGGUGUUCCUCAUCUUCUUUGUGGGAAACGAUUUCCUGCCCCACCUGCCGUCUCUCGAGAUCCGCGACGGUGCCAUCGACACGCUGCUCCGCAUAUGGAAGAAGGAGCUCCCCGCGAUGGGCGGAUACCUCACCAACCACGGCAAGGUCGAGCUUGGUCGUGCCCAGCUCAUCCUCAGCGGCCUCGCUUCUGAGGAGGACGAGAUCUUCCGCCGCAGAAAGGAGGAUGAGGAUCGACGCGAGAACAACAAGAAGCGACGAGAGGAGAUGCAGAAGCGUCGCGAGAAGGAGCUUGACGAGGGCAAUUUCGGAAACGGCUCGAUGGUCGAAGUGAUGAAGAAGAGGCCGGCGCACGAGACCGAGAAGCCCGCGUUCAACGGUGUUUCGGCGCAAGAGGCGCGCGAUCAGGCCAACAGCAGCAACAAGUCGUACGAUCCGCGCAAGAAGGCGGUCGUGCUGGGUGGAGACAACAACCAGGUGGUCAAGGACCGGAAUGCCGCGAGGCAGGCCAAUAUGGAUGCUGCCGAGGCGCUCAAGGCCGAGCUGAUGGGUGGCGAGGCAAAGAAGGAAGAGCCUGAGGCGGAUGCCGAGCCCGCGACGAAGAAGGUCAAGACGGAAGUGGGUGCUGAGGCAGCUGUCAGCGCCACAGACAAGCAGGAGGCUGACGAGGACGAGAAGCCGGUUGUGGCAGGCACCAAGCGCAAAGCCGACGACGUGGACGCAGAAGUCAACGGCGCCGACGCUGUGGUCAAGACCGAAGGCGAGGACGAUGCUGAAGCCGCCGACGAGGACGACAAUGACGACGACGUCGACGGCAACGAGGACGUCGACCCUGUCGUCACGGUCAAGAAACGCACCGUCAACGCCGACGGCACCGUCGACUACGAAGACACGGUCAAGAUGUGGGAGCCUGGCUACCGUGAGCGCUACUACCAGGAAAAGUUUGGCGUCGAUCUCUCCGACACCGAUUUCCGUCGUCAAGUGGUGAAAUCCUACAUCGAGGGUCUCUCCUGGGUUCUGGCAUACUACUACCAAGGCGUGCCCUCAUGGCAAUGGUACUACCCCUUCCAUUUCUCGCCCUUCGCCGCCGACUUCGAGGACCUCGCAUCGCUUGACAUCCACUUCGAGCUCGGAGCGCCCUUCAAACCGUUCGAGCAGCUCAUGGGAGUUCUCCCCGCCGAUUCUCGCGCUUCGAUCCCAACCCCCUUCCACCCGCUCAUGACGCAGUCCGAUUCCGACAUCAUCGACUUCUAUCCGUCCGAAUUCGACAUCGACAUGAAUGGCAAGAAGAUGGCGUGGCAGGGUGUUGCGCUUCUGCCUUUCAUCGACGAGAAACGUCUGCUCGAUGCGCUCGCGGACAAAUACCCUCUGCUCUCCGACGACGAGGUCCGCCGCAACGGUUUUGGCAACAACACCCUCUUCGUAGGCUCCGAGUCGAGAUUGUACGACUUCCUGUGCGAGGAAAUCUACUCCAAGCCUCCCACCUCCGAGGUCCUCGUCCCUCUCAACCCGGCCCUCUCCGGGGGCAUCACAGGCACUGUCAAGCCUGAUCCCGCCUGCGUACCAGGUUCGACAUUCAAUUCUCCCCUCACAAGCCAGAACCUCGGGGACAUUCACAACGACCGCUCGAUCAGCGUGCUGUACGAUUUCCCGGAGCAGAAAACGCCGCAUCGCUCGGUGCUGCUCAAGGGGUUGAAGGUGCCGAAGCGCGUGCUGUCUGCGGCCGAGGUGGACUGGGUCAAGCGUGGCAGUCCAGAGCGAGGGAGGGGCAGGGGGAGGGGUGGACACGGUGGACCCGGGAGGGAUUUCCACCGCAACAACCGGGAGCAUGGGAAUGGGUACGGUGGUGGUGGAGAAGGGAAUGGGAACUAUCGUAAUGGCGGCGGUGGUGGCGGUCGGGGCGGCUACAACGGUGGCAACGGUGGAGGAUACGGCGGUCAAGGCGGCCAAGGUGGAUACCAGCAAGACUAUCAGCAGUACCCGUCCAACGGCGGCGGAGGGUAUGGCGGCUACGGUGGUGGUGGUGGCGGCGGCUACGGUGGCGCAGGUGGAUACACCGGUGGCGGGUACGGAGGCUAUGGAGGUGGAGGAGGGUACGCCCCUGCACCCGCUGCAGCGCCCUACGGUGGCAACGGCUACGACGCCUACGCUGGCUACGGUGCUGGCGGUGGUGGUGGGGGGUACGGCGGCUACGGCGGAGGCUCGUCCUAUCCGCCUCCCGCUGGUCCCGCACGCGACGACCGGUACGCAGCGUACACCCAGCCCAGCGCGCACGUCGGUGGCGGGCGAGGGGGUCGUCACGCUCCCCCACCAUCUCAACCCAACCCGGCCUACGCUGGGCUGCCAAGCCUCGGCGGUCCACCUGCUGGAGCACCCGCUCCGUACGGCGGGUACGGCGCUCCUGCCGCCGCUGCUCCUGCUGCUGCUCCGUACGGAGGCUAUGGUGGAGGUUAUGGCGGAUACGGCGCUCCUCCAGCUCAAGGCUACGGUGGGCCACCCCCACGAGGCGGUGGUCGAGGCGGUCGUGGUGGCAAUCGCGGUGGUCGCGGUGGCAACAACAACGCCUCGUACGGCGGAGGCGGUGGCGCUUAUGGGUCGUUCUACUAG
This is a messenger RNA of Kalmanozyma brasiliensis GHG001, 3630 nucleotides long. Its product is annotated as putative 5-3 exonuclease. Gene Ontology annotation, biological process: nuclear-transcribed mRNA catabolic process. Bases 1 to 3630 code for a protein of 1209 amino acids. The record is from RefSeq and is a predicted model, not a curated record. Lineage: Eukaryota; Fungi; Basidiomycota; Ustilaginomycetes; Ustilaginales. The transcript has a single exon. Gene Ontology annotation, cellular component: nucleus. Gene Ontology annotation, molecular function: 5'-3' RNA exonuclease activity; RNA binding; zinc ion binding.